GUUGUGUGACGUUUACCGGGAAAUCGAAACUUAUUUCGGGCGAGGGCUGAACCGAAAGUCGGCUCAGACGUUACGGAGACAUGGGAGCAGAGUUUAGGUGAAAGCGAAAAAAAUGUAACUGUCUUAUUAUUAUUUUUUUAAUGUAAUUCGAGUUGACAUUGCGACUGUAAUUGGUCAUUCAUAAUGGAAACAGUCAACUACGUAGCUAAACUAAACGAGUAUGCGCAGAGAAGACGCUCGUUGCUGACAUUUGAGGAGGUUGGAUCUGUUGGCCCUGAUCACAUUAAAACAUUUACCCUAAAAGCGGUCGUGAACGGUAAGGCGUAUCCUGAUGGUGUGGGGAGAAACAAGAAGGAAGCCAGACAGAAAGCAGCAGAAAAUGCCCUGAGAAGCUUAUUGGAGGAAGAAAUAGAUUCUACAGAAAAUGCACCAGAAGGUUCUCCUGCACCGGUUCAUCAGACAGGCAUCAUUCACAACUAUAUAUGCUGGCUCAAUGAAUAUGGUCAGAGGAACAGGAAGACUAUAAGAGCUGUUGAGUUAACAAAACUGGGACCAAAUAAUGUUACUAUAUGCUGCAGCUUUGUGGUUGGUGAUACGGAGUAUCCAGCUGCCACUGGGAAAACAAAGAAGGAAGCUAAGGAAGAGGCAGCCAAGCUUGUAUAUCAUGAGAUAUAUGGGAGUAAGACUACAGAGACUGUAGAGGAGAAAAACACCCUAUCAAGUCAACCAGAGAAGGAACUGACUCAAAAUGUGUCAGACAUCUGUGAUAAGACAAAGAGCUUGAGUGUGGUAACUAAAGUGGAAGAAGGUUUUUCAGAGACAAAUUUCAGAGGAAUCAUCAACAACUACUGUCAGAGAAGAAAGCUCUUGCAUGAUUACGUCUUAGAGAAAAUAUGCGGUCCACCACAUAACCGUCAGUUUUUCUACAAAUUAGUGAUCAACAAUAAGGAAUACCCUGUGGGAGAGGGCAAGAAUGCCAAGGAUGCCAAACAAAACGCAGCUCAGCUGGCCUGUGCUGCUCUUAAAGAAGAUAAGUCAGACUGGGACAGCAAGCUGUCAGGGUCAGGUGUGUCCGAUGAUAGUGCAGCCAGGCUGUCCACACCACCAAGCACACUGGAGUCCUGUGACACAAAAUCAAAAAGCAUGCCAACGCCUUCAAGUGACUCAAUUCUUUUCAUCAACUCAUCGAAUCCUCCUAAAGAUAAGGUUCAAAGUCCUGAUGUGAAGCCCAGAAUAAGACUUGCAGCAAAUUUCCCAAAUGCCCUCAGAAACAAGGACGACAAAAGUAAAGAUAUAAUAACCAAUUUCAAUGGCAAGACUACAGGAAAUAACCAGAAUGAGAAAACGACCACACCAUUAAACUCAAGGUUUGCAUCAGAAUUUGACUCCAUUAUGUGCCUCGGCAACGGAGCCUUUGGUGUUGUUUUCAAGGCAAAACAAAAACUGCUGCAGAGGUAUUUUGCCAUAAAGAUUGUCCACUGCAAAGAAAAAGCUCUACGAGAGGUGGGCGCGUUAUCAGAGCUCCAUCACGCUAACAUUGUUCGAUACUACACGUGUUGGUUGGAGGAUUCAGAAUACCAAUCGGACAAAGCAGCUGACAGUUGCAGCUCUUCACAGUCAACCGAUGAUUCACAGGUGAAGUACCUCUAUAUUCAGAUGGAGCUGUGUGACACCAAAACACUCAGAGUUUGGAUAGACGAGAAGAAUAUUCAGAACGUGAAGAAAUCUCUGCGAAACUCCAAGCGAAGAGAAGAAAGUCUAACUAUUGUUAAGCAAAUAGUCAGUGGAGUCGAGUACAUUCACUCCAAGAUGUUCAUUCACAGAGACCUGAAGCCUGCCAACAUCAUGUUUGGACUGGAUGGGGAAGUGAAGAUUGGAGACUUUGGUCUGGUCACUGCUGAGAACGAUGACGAUGAGAGAACGUACUACAAAGGAACCCCAUCUUACAUGGCUCCUGAGCAAAAGAGCAGGAGCAUAUAUGACCGGAAAGUGGACAUAUUUGCUUUGGGGUUGAUAUAUUUUGAACUCCUUUGGAACCUCUCUACUUGCCAUGAAAAGAAAGCGAUUUGGGAAGAUGUCAGAAACCAGAAACCUCCUCAAGUAUUCUCAAACAAUUUUAUCCCUGAGAACCAAAUUAUAAAGUCGAUGCUGUGUGUGAAGCCAGAGGACCGACCUGAAGCAAGUAAACUAAAGAUGGAUUUGGAAGAGUACACUUGCGCACUUUUGAUGCAUAAAGAUAGUAAGACUGUCUGAUUAUUACAAGGAGAUACUCAAACUAUGGGCAAAUGCAUCAGUCAUGACUAGGCCUGUCUAUUAUAUGCUCAUGAUGUCUUGAGCUGACCACAAUCAUGUUCCACAAAUGUUAGAUCUACAAUCAAAAGUUUUAAAGCAAAGUACAUGAAACCAACAUAAAUGCCAUAUUUCCUCAUAUUUUCCACAUUGUUUUUCUGUGCGUUAAAGAGCUGUGAGGAUAGUUGUGUCGGAGAUAAUAUAAACUGCACGGUUUCAAUAUUUAUAAACCUAGUUUAGAAUUGCUGUGCAAUCUAAUCUGACCAAACCAGCUGAUUAGCUGAUCUCUCAUAUAAUGUACGCUACAACUUUAUUUAUUUGACAAAAUUGUUUCCAUCAUGUAUUUGUUACAUAAACUUGCAUGGGCAAAAAACAACAACACCUCAAAUGAAUGCAAAACCUUUUUGGUGAUAUUGUCAAAGUUUUGUCGGACUUGGAUUGAAACAUGGCUGUGUUUCACCAUUGAAUAUUGACUUAAAAAUCAAGCAUCCUACGUUAAUAGAACAACUUUUUCUCUACAUUAGGUCAACCUACACAACAGUUUUAGAGCAGGCUAUUUAAAAUACAUCUAUGUGCUGCAGAGUGUGAGGUGAAACAUUGUUUCAAACGUUUUGAAGAUUAAUUGACGCUUCUUUGUGAAUCACAUCGUUUCGAUGAGAAGCCAUUUAGUUAUCUAGUUGCAAAGUCAGUCACAACAGCAACUCUGUGUGGUAUCAAAUUAACAGAACCAAAUAGCAAAUGAAUUGUAUGAAAAUUAACCAUCAACUAAAAUUUAAUCAGGAGACUCAAAUGAUGACCGCAAGGUGACAGCAAGGUGUAUGAGCAUGCGCUAGAGGAGUAAAUGGCAGGAUGGAAAGAGAAAUUAACUACAGGCCUAUAUGCAAAACUCCUGACUGAACUUUUACUAGAGCUACAUUUUCAUGAUUUUUACAGCAUUAGUCAUCACAAGCAUGACUAUUAAUUCAGACUCAUAUAUAAUACUCAAUAAUACUUGUACUUGGAAGUUUUUGAUUGCUACGGAAAGUGUCUCUUUAAAUAACUGUUUUUAUAAACUGAUAAACUGACUGUAAAUGUAUUAUAAUUAUGUUGUAUUGAUGGGAAAGACACAUAACCAUGUGCAUUUUAUGAUCAAGGAAUGCCACAUUAUUCACUUUUAACAAAUUAUCAUGUCUUGGGUUAUUACUUUGUCAACUGGUACUGAAAUAAUGUAUUCUAUAUUGGAAAUGGUUAAAUGUGUUUAAAGUGAUGUCACUUUACAACCUUUGCUUUGUAAAGAAAAAGCUGAAUUGGAAAAUAAAACUAGGAUGUAAUGGUUCGUAUUCUA
This is a messenger RNA of Morone saxatilis (striped sea-bass), 3613 nucleotides long. RefSeq names its product eukaryotic translation initiation factor 2-alpha kinase 2 (gene eif2ak2). The coding region runs from base 184 to 2253 and encodes 689 amino acids. The record is from RefSeq and is a predicted model, not a curated record. The transcript is spliced from 19 exons. Gene Ontology annotation, biological process: protein phosphorylation. NCBI's taxonomy places the organism in Eukaryota, Metazoa, Chordata, Actinopteri, Moronidae. Gene Ontology annotation, molecular function: protein kinase activity; ATP binding; double-stranded RNA binding.